Linum tenue is the source of this 525-nucleotide messenger RNA. Lineage: Eukaryota; Viridiplantae; Streptophyta; Magnoliopsida; Malpighiales; Linaceae. The record is from the annotation of a GenBank genome assembly.
AUGAUCUCUUGGACGCCGCCUCCUCCCGAGUGGGUAACUCUCAACUCUGACGGCUCCGUCAUUUCUGAGUCAGGCCACGCGGCUGCUGGUGGCCUGAUUAGAGAUCACACUGGGCGCUGCUAUGCGGCGUUCGCUAUGAAACUCGGGAUUUGCUCUGUUACCCGAGCUGAGUUGAGAGCCGUUGUAGAGGGACUUCAGCUGGCCUGGGAUCUUGGCUUCCGCUGGGUCAAAGUUCAACUUGACUCAAAAUGUGCCCUUCAGAUUCUCCAGUGCCCCCAUCGUGAGGAUAAUAGGCACUCAGCAGUAGUAGCUCGAUUCCAGGCGCUUAUUGGAAGAAAUUGGGAGGUUUUCGUCUCCCAUGUCUACAGAGAGAGCAACAAGUGUGCUGAUUAUUUAGCUAGUCGAGGGCAUCACUUGCCGUUGGGCUUCAGUUCUUUUCCCGUUGAUGACCCCACCCUUGUAUACUGGAUUUUGUAUGACCGUCAGGGGCUUUCCGAACCCCGUCUGGUUUUGAAUGAAGGCUGA